AUGGGCGGAGAAGACACGCUGAAGAGUGCCAAUGCGGGUGAAGAGCCUAUCAUCCCAGCCUUCGCUGACCUCCUCAGAGUGUACAAUGCCAGGUCUCUGUCGGCUUCUGAGGUCAUGAAGGUACGCAUCAUUGUCUACUCAAGCAUUGAACGUAAUUCUGACAGAAGCAGCUCAACCACCAGAUGA
This is a messenger RNA of Verticillium alfalfae VaMs.102, 186 nucleotides long. RefSeq lists its product as hypothetical. The record is from RefSeq and is a predicted model, not a curated record. Bases 1 to 186 code for a protein of 61 amino acids. Lineage: Eukaryota; Fungi; Ascomycota; Sordariomycetes; Glomerellales; Plectosphaerellaceae. The transcript has a single exon.